AGAAACGAAGCUGCAUCAGGAAUACACUAAAUUACCAUCCCAACACUACAAAGAAAACACACACACACACUCCAUCUAUCUCUCGCCUUUGAUCAGUGUGGUCACGUACGAAGAGAAGAAAGAAACAAGGAGCUAAAUAAAAGAAAUGGGAUUUCCUUUUGAAGAAACCUUAAACUCAAACUCUAAAACCCAAACUGUUAUCGAUGAUGAUAAUGAAUUGGGUUUGAUGGCCGUGAGAAUAGCCAAUGCUGCCGCUUUUCCGAUGGUUCUCAAAGCUGCCCUAGAGCUCGGUGUCUUUGACACUCUCUACACCGCCUCGGUGUUCCUCUCACCUUCUGAGAUAUCAAGUCGGCUACCAAUCACACCUCGUAACCCAGGAGCACCGGUUUUGCUGGACCGGAUGCUUCGUCUACUAGCUAGUUACUCCAUGGUCCAGUGUGGUACGGUCCAAACCGGAAAGGGCGAGAGGGUCUACAGAGCCGAGCCAAUUUGCAGGUUCUUCUUGAAAGAUAACAUUCAAGAUAUGGGAUCCCUUGCUUCUCAAGUCAUUGUCAAUUUUGACAGUGUCUUCCUCAAUACCUGGGGACAACUAAAAGAUGUGGUGCUAGACGGAGGAGAUGCAUUUGGUCGUGCACAUGGUGGCAUGAAACUCUUUGACUAUAUGGGUACAGAUGAGAGAUUCAGCAAGCUCUUUAAUCAGACGGGAUUCACCAUCGCGGUCGUGAAGAAGGCUCUUGAAGUUUACCAAGGCUUCAAAGAUGUGGAUGUGUUGGUUGAUGUUGGAGGUGGAGUUGGCAACACCCUCGGUGUUGUUACUUCAAAGUAUCCAAAUAUUAAGGGUGUCAACUUUGAUCUGACUUGUGCCUUGGCACAAGCACCUUCUUACCCUGGAGUGGAACAUGUCGCAGGAGAUAUGUUCGUAGAUGUUCCAAAUGGAGAUGCCAUGAUCUUGAAGCGUAUACUUCAUGACUGGAUCGAUGAAGACUGCGUGAAAAUUCUGAAAAAUUGUUGGAAGUCACUACCAGAGAACGGUAAAGUUGUUGUGAUUGAACUAGUCACUCCUGAUGAAGCGGAGAAUGGGGACAUUAAUGCGAAUAUUGCUUUUGAUAUGGAUAUGCUGAUGUUCACUCAAUGUUCUGGUGGAAAAGAAAGAUCACGAGACGAGUUUGAAGCUUUAGCUGCAGCUUCUGGUUUCACUCAUUGCAAAUUCGUUUGCCAGGCCUAUCAUUGCUGGAUCAUUGAGUUUUGUAAAUAAAAUGUGUAAGAUAUAAAAACUAAAACGUCAAAACUGUUAAUUCAUCUUCGUUUCAUUAUGUGAUGAUCAUGCUUCGAGUGUGUGUUCAAGCAAAUAUGAAAUAAAAGAAUAAGUUUUUUGGUUUA
Molecule: messenger RNA, 1380 nt
Organism: Raphanus sativus (radish)
Lineage: Eukaryota; Viridiplantae; Streptophyta; Magnoliopsida; Brassicales; Brassicaceae
Product: indole glucosinolate O-methyltransferase 4
Exons: 3
Coding region: 146-1255 (369 amino acids)
Biological process (GO): methylation
Molecular function (GO): O-methyltransferase activity; S-adenosylmethionine-dependent methyltransferase activity; protein dimerization activity
Source: RefSeq, a predicted model, not a curated record